AUUUGAGUUGCUUUCGAAUGGUCCGCCUAAUUUGACGUUUCCCUGUGGCUAUAUAAUUUCGAGAAACGAAAAACUAAUUCUUGCAAAAAGAAUAACACGAACGGCAACAGCGGUGCAACAAAGGGCGUUCGAGCUUGAAGCGAAUAUUCCACAGCAACGGGCGGAACGUUUAAUUUUCUCUACUGCAAAAACUAGCAUGAAAAGCUAGUCCGGAUGCUAGGCUAGGACGGAGGCAUUUGUUUGCCGCGAAGCUAUAAUUAAUGAUGAAAAUCACUUAAAUCACAUAGAACUGCUAGCCGCAAAAGGGAAGGAAGAGACAAAAAUCACUUCGGACUAUUAGGAGAACGAAUCAAGACCACACGAAGAGGACAGCAGUGACCCAUGGACAAGAGAUCAAAUAGUAACGCUAAAAUGAAAGGACCUAAGUCUAACAAAGAGUCGAGUACUACGCUGGAUGUGAAUCUGUGGGAGCAAAACGAAGACCGCUUUACCACCAUCGACAUGCCGGGAUCCAGGGCAUUGUGCAAGAAGGGCGCUGCAGAAGUGGUUAUCGGAGGGGGCGGCAGAGGAACCGCACCAGCAAUGGUGCCAGCGGUAGGAGCUCUGUCCCGGGUUGUCUGUCCUUCUAAUGCAUCGGCCUUGGCCAAGGACGUCGUGUCAACAGCAAAGGCAUCCAAGGCAACAACGCAAAUGAGCACCACCCCCACAGCCCUAAGCAUUGCUGGCUGCGCCUCUGGCACUGCUCUGGUUACACUCGAUUCCGCGCUCGUGGAGGCUUCCGAUGCGGAGUCUGAGCCUGAGCGGGGCAACUGGAGCGGUCGCUUCGACUUUCUGCUCUCGCUGCUGGGGUACUCCGUGGGCUUGGGAAAUGUGUGGCGCUUUCCAUACCUGUGCUACAACAAUGGCGGAGGUGCUUUUCUGAUUCCAUUCACCAUAAUGCUGGUGAUUGCAGGGCUGCCGCUAAUGUUCAUGGAACUGUCCUUUGGACAAUACGCUGCUUUGGGCCCGGUGGCCGUAUACAGGCGGUUCUGCCCUCUGUUUCGAGGCCUGGGCACUGGCAUGAUCCUGGUAUCGGCUAUCGUUAUGCUAUAUUAUAACCUUAUCAUUGCUUGGACCAUAUUCUAUAUGUUUGCCUCGCUGGGCACUACGCUUCCUUGGCAGAACUGCGAGCCGGAAUGGAGCACGAAACAUUGCUUCUCGUAUGUCCAGGCGGAUCAGUGCGAGGCCAUAAACGGAACCUACUACCUGCGCACCUGCUACAAUUCAACCAUGGCCGACGAAAAUAACAUCACGGCCCUGGCCCUGCAUGCUCUGAAGCGUCCACCAGCCGAGGAGUACUUCAACAAUUUUGUGCUAGGUCUGUCGUCCGGAAUCGAGGAGACUGGCAGCAUUAAGACCUCUUUGGCGGCCUGUCUCUUCAUGGCAUGGGUUAUUGUGUUUCUCUGCCUGUGCAAGGGUGUGCAGUCCUCCGGCAAAGUUGUGUACUUCACCGCUCUCUUUCCUUACGUCGUUUUGGUCAUUCUUUUUGUGCGGGGUGUAACCCUUCCCGGCGCUAGUACUGGCAUACUAUUCUAUCUGACACCCGACUGGAAGCAGCUAGCCAAUGCACAGGUGUGGGGUGAUGCGGCGGUGCAGAUAUUCUUUGCCCUGAGUCCCUCCUGGGGUGGCCUGAUUACCCUAUCCUCCUACAACAAGUUCUCCAACAAUUGCUACAAGGACUCCAUGAUCGUGGCUUUCUGCAAUAUUGCUACCUCGUUCUUUGCUGGGCUGGUGAUUUUCUCAAUCAUUGGCUUCCUGGCUCAUGAGCUGGAUGUGGAUGUGGGAAAAGUGGUAGAUCAAGGUGCUGGCCUGGCAUUCAUUGUCUACCCGGAAGUCGUGACCCGUCUGCCAAUUUCCCCUGUGUGGUCGGUGCUCUUCUUUGUAAUGCUUUUGACCCUGGGUCUGGACUCGCAGUUCGCUUUAAUGGAAACCGUGACCACCGCCAUUUUGGAUAAGUUUCCCAACCUGCGUCACUCCAAAAUCUGGGUGGUGCUGUCGGUGGCUAUAUUUGGGUACAUCGGCGGACUCGGCUUCACCACCAAUAGCGGGAUGUAUUGGCUACAACUAAUGGACAAAUACGCAGCCAAUUGGUCUGUCCUACUCAUUGCUAUCUCUGAGUGCAUUCUUAUUUCCUGGGUGUACGGAUCACAGCGUUUCCUCAACGACAUCCAGGGCAUGAUUGGCAAGAGAUCUUGGCUGUGGAACAUCUUCUGGGGCAUCAUGUGGCGGUACAUAACACCAGCCACUCUUCUGUUCAUCCUGUUCUUCAAUUGGGUGGAAUACAAGCCGGCCAAGUAUGGGCACUACGUCUAUCCCUUGUGGGCUGACACUGUCGGAUGGAUCAUCGGACUGCUGCCAGUGCUUAUUGUGUUCCUGGUAGGCUUUCAGCAAAUCUGGAAGGCGCCCAUGCAGCUCAGCUUCCUGGAGCGUAUCAAGUUUCUGCUUAGACCUACCGCCGAAUGGGGGCCGGCGGGCAGACCCUGCGUUAACCUACAUGCCGAACGUUAUCAGACCCAGAACUACGAUGGCGUGACCAAUACACAGAUCCUGAUCCAUGGUUCCUCCGAUGCCAUGCAACUUUGAGAACGGGUUAAGGCAUCCUCGUUGACAGUGGUGACCGUUGAUGUGGACGUUGAUGCCCUGCCACUGGCAACUGUUGGCAAGCUGCCAGGACCAAGCAUCCUAAAGUCCUCAGCGAGGCAAAGAAGCAUUCAACAUGCUAUAGUUGAGAACAGUAGCCACAGGAAGCAGACCCAGGCACUCACCCAUACCCAGACCACUUCCAGCAAGCAGCCUGUCGUCUUGACAGAUAAGGAAACAGUGAACAACCAAACUGUUGAAAAAAACUCGGUUGGCACUACCAAAGUUCUGGCAACUGGCACCAUGAGCAGCGGACGUGAGUGCAUCACCAUGUCCACAUUCGCAGGCGUUGGGGAGAAGGACUUCAAGAAAGUAAAUCCACCGUCACUUGGAACUCUUGCUUCAGUCAAAGUGUCCGGGACCUCUACUGUUACAUCUCCUACAAAAGUAUCGGCACCUGCAAAACUCGGUGCUGCUGUAACUCCAGCCACCAUGGCGUCACCGGCAGCAGCCAUAUCCUCUAUCGUGGAUGCCAUCAAAAUGACUUCGUCAGCAGAGGCGGCUGCUUCUUCAGUCUCAGAAGGGAUCCCGGAGUUAGCUAAGUCCAAAACCAUUCCUGAUGCUAGGGUAUCAGAGGACAAGCCUAUAUCAGGCCUCACUAUAAAUCCCACUGAAACGAAACCAACUGCACGUCCGACAGAAGCUAAGCAGAAAACUAAACCUUCAUCGACUGCAAACGUUAAUAUGGCCAGCACCACAACAGUCAAUGCCAAAGUGAUUGCGAAUGCAUCAGAUUUUCCCAAACAGAAGGCGCAAGUAGCUGACUGUAUAACGGGCACAUUUACCCAGACAGGUCUUUGUGAUGCCAAGGAGAGAGCGAAGCCAACUACUGUCAAAGGAUGGUCGAUUUCCAAGAUUUCAACAACAGCAAGCACAGCGAAUACUGCAACUGCAGCACCAAACCCUCAAGUAGCAAAAUCCAUAACAGCGGGUACUAUUUCUACCAAAAGCACAAGCACAACAGCCAAGGGAUCAUGUUCAAAGCCUACAACAAGUGGAGCAAAAGCCACGCCAGCAACUGCCAAGCUAUCCGAGGGAUCGGAAACCGCCCCAAGGGAAAUAACAUCUGUCAAACCAUCAUCCACAGCUCUUCAAACAAAACGGAGCUCUGCAACAUCAGACAUCGCAACAAAAGCAAAAAACAAAGUGAAGGCCACCAAACCAGGCACUGUAAAGCCAAUAGCUUCAAGUCCCACAAAGUCGACAGUCAAGCCAAUAAACCCAAUGGCGACCAGUCCCACAAAAACAGUAAAAGGAAAGUCUAUAACAUCACCUGGAACCUCUGCCAAGACAGCAUCAUCAGCUGGAACGUCUGGUAAGACAGGAGCACCUACCAGUAAGACUACUAGCAGUCACGGCAAAGCGAAGGCAUCUAAAUAGGCAGACGAAGAGAUCUCGUAUUCUCUCAUACAAAUAAAAAACGGUUUGAAUGAAAAAGAACUGUUACAUGCUACCCCUACCUAAUACUAUUUUGAUAAGUAUAUCUACA
Drosophila guanche is the source of this 4168-nucleotide messenger RNA. RefSeq lists its product as uncharacterized. The transcript is spliced from 11 exons. Gene Ontology annotation, biological process: sodium ion transmembrane transport. Gene Ontology annotation, cellular component: membrane. NCBI's taxonomy places the organism in Eukaryota, Metazoa, Arthropoda, Insecta, Diptera, Drosophilidae. The record is from RefSeq and is a predicted model, not a curated record.